AAUCCAUCUCAAUCCAUUCCAUCGCAGCAAGCCAAAGAAAGCACCCGGACAAGACCGAUUCGAAUCGAUCCCAAAAGAAUGACCACCACCGCCAGCCACCACCCACCGCAAACGCGGGUGGAGCAGAGGGAGGAAGCGUCUCCCGCUCCGACGAUACCGGCAAAGACCGCCAAGCCCUACGAAGAACUCAUGAUCAAGGACGGGCCGAUCUACAACUGGGCCAAGGCCGCCUCGGAGGAGUACGAGACGACGACGUUUUCGUCCUCGAGCCAUCCGGACGCCGGCGUCUCGAGCGACUCGAACGGCUCCUCGUCCUGCCGCAGCACCUCUCCGCUCCCGGCCGAAUCGACGGCCCUGCUGAUCGUGGACGUACAGCCGGAAUACUGGUCCAACUGCCCCGCCGGUGAGUGCCGCAUCGUUUCGUGCGGGGUGCAUUGCGUUGCGGCGAAUUCAUGCCGCUGUUGUUGUUGUUGUUGCCGCUGUUGUUGUUGUUGUUGUUGCUGUGCUUUGCUCACGACGAAAAAUUCCGCUUGGCUUGUUGUUUGUUGCUUGUUGCCCCUGCUCCCACMUUGUGUUUGCGCGUACUCGACUGCAUGGCUGCAUGUUUCGAUGCCACGAUUGUCGAUGCACUUUGACGAAAUUAAAUUCGACCCGGCUCGCUUCGAUUCCGUUUGACAAUCGCAGUCCGCAAGGAUUUCCCGGACUUUCCCAAGCACCUCAAGCAGACCAUCGACAUAUGUCGCAGGCGCCGGGCCAAGAUCAUCUGGGUCCGGGCCGACUACCGGCACAAACACUCCCCCUGGCUGUCCCAGUUUGAGCGGAUGCGCGGCCCCCGAAACCUGGGGGAGGUCCCCUGCGACCCGUCCUCUCCGGAGUUCACCUGGGAGGAAUUCGCGACGCCGGAGGGCGGGGAGGUCAUCAUUGCCAAGUCCAGCUGGUCGAGCACCAGCAACACGGCCCUGGUCGACAUUCUCAAGGUGGCCUGCAUCGAGACCGUCCUGGUCUGCGGCCUCAUCACCUCGGUCUGCGUCCAGCACUCGGCCUUUGGGAUCUUCGAGGCGGGCUACCGGACCCUCCUGGUCACGGACGCCUGCGCCGACCGCGGGAGGGCCCGCCACGAGGCCGCCCUGGCCCUCUACGGGGACUACAUGUACGAGCUGGUGACGAGCGACGACCUCGAGUCGGAAACGAAGGGACUCAUCCCCGCCGAGCCGGUCUGGGUCGUCCUGGACGAGAAAACCAACAUGGUCCGCGCCAACUCCUUUCCCAAGCAGGUCAUGGCGCCGAGCGCGAGCACCAACACGGUCAGCACGGCCUCGUCCAACACCACCGCCGGGAGCAGCAGCCAGGGCAGCUACUACAACGCCGGGGGCGCUGCCGAAGACGAGGACACGACGGUGGGGAGCCUCGCCCUGGGAGACCCCCCGGGCAAGCCCUGUGCGGCGGCCAACGCGGUGGACGGCCUGGUGUCGGUCCUGAUGGUUCCCGGGCAGUCGUGAGAGCGAGUGCCGGCACGCGAAACCAAAAGAGAGACACGAGGGGGGUGUUUGCGAACAUGCCGGAACGCCCCGCCGCGAGCUUCCGAAAGGGUUUUCGGGGUUUCGGGCCGCACUUCCAAGUAACAAUAAAUACAGUAAUAGACC
This is a messenger RNA of Pseudo-nitzschia multistriata, 1643 nucleotides long. The record is from the annotation of a GenBank genome assembly. NCBI's taxonomy places the organism in Eukaryota, Bacillariophyta, Bacillariophyceae, Bacillariales, Bacillariaceae.